AUGACUACUCCAGGCCGAACUAAAGAACUCAUUAGGAUUUUCCAACAAAUCAGUGAAGGUGGUCAAAUGAUCACCUCACGAACUAUUAAAAAGUUCCUCAACAGCGACGUAAACACCGAAAUGCUCCCUACAACCAUCACCCAAUCUGAUUUUAUCGAAGCUUUUGAUGCUGAGCUUUCUCGUCUAAAGGACCAAGAAGACUACUUAGUCUACCAAAUAAGCCAAUGCAAAUCCAAAACCCGCAAGCACCUUCAGAGCCAAGGGGAUCGGCAAGACGAUUACAGCUUUGACGGCAUCAUGGACGGCAGCAAAUUCGAGUUUAUCGUCGAAGAAGCCCGUGACCUCCCUGCAAUGAACACGAAUAAUACAGCUGACUCUUUUUUCACUGUAAAAUGUGACGAAGAAUUAGUAUAUCAGUCACAAUUGGCCCCAGAUACUGCUGAGCCUAUUUGGAAUGAUAAAGUUUCCAUAGAAAUUAUAGCCCCAGACCAUGUAAUUGAAUUUGAGCUGUGGGACGACGACUCAAACCCAGAGCUUAUAGGGUCCUUUUUUCUCGAGCUAGGGAAUUAUGAAGACCAACAAGUCCAUUGUAGAUGGUAUGAUCUUGAAGGACCUGAAGGAAUUUCUAGCGGAGAAGUAAAAAUCACUGGGCAGUGGAUUUAUUCUAUGGCGAAAUUCCAUAACAGUUGUUUGGAUAAAUAUGAUAGAAAUAUUACUCAAUGUGAAAAAAUGCUGAGUCAGGUGUCUGAGCAUCAAGAAAAGCUUUAUACGCUUGAUGGGAAACAGUUGCUGAUGGCUUGGUUUAAUCCGCCAUCGCUAGCUAUGGUUUCGGCGAAAUCGAGGCGUGGGAAACAUUUUUUGAGUAUCCCGUCUUCAAGACAUGGGUCGCUUUUGGGGAGUCCGAGAAGUAAAUCAAGAAAAAACACACGGUAUUCGAGCUUCAAAGAUUUAUUUAAUUCGCCUAGGCUCCCUGACACUGACCGCUAUGUCAGUUCUUUAGAUGAAGAAAAGUCAUUUGAAAGGCAGCCUAUCAAGUAUGAUUUCUUGGCUAUAGGCAUGUAUUUGAAUUCUAGAAUAAAACAAGCUUACUCCCCUAUCUCUGUGAGAAGGCAAAAAAUUUGUGCUUGGAGGGGUUAAAUUUUUAGUUAAAAUAUAUAAAAUUUAUGUUUUAAUUAUAAAAUUUAAUAAAAUUAGCUUAAGACUUUAUUAUUAUAUUUAUUUAUCAAAAUAUUUAAUAAAAAUGUUUAUUUCAAGCUUAGGGGAGAUAG
Molecule: messenger RNA, 1268 nt
Organism: Blepharisma stoltei
Lineage: Eukaryota; Ciliophora; Heterotrichea; Heterotrichida; Blepharismidae
Source: the annotation of a GenBank genome assembly